This is a messenger RNA of Penicillium taxi, 564 nucleotides long. RefSeq lists its product as uncharacterized. The transcript has 3 exons. The record is from RefSeq and is a predicted model, not a curated record. NCBI's taxonomy places the organism in Eukaryota, Fungi, Ascomycota, Eurotiomycetes, Eurotiales, Aspergillaceae. The coding region runs from base 1 to 564 and encodes 187 amino acids.
AUGCCGCCUCUUGAUAAAAAGGGAAAGGGCUGGCAAUUGAUGGUAGACAGCUGGGAAAUGGUCAAGAAGGAAAAAAUGACCAUGAAUGAAUAUGACAAACUGGUGUUGGAUCUGAAGGAUCAGCAGAAAAAGUUGCCUGGCCUGGCAAUGAGCAGUCUCAAAUGCCAUGAUAUCUGCAAGAUCCUGGAUUUGAUGCAUGGUCUCCCCACUACUGAAUUUGCUGCCUGGCUGGUCGAGAUUAGAUGUUCAUUUGGACACAGUGAGCUGAACGAAACUAACAUUCGACUUACACUAGACUACCUGCUGGUACUGACUAAGAAACUGGUAACGGACGAGUUGCCACCGAAAGCACAGCCCAUAAGCCUCCAAGUGGAGAGCAUGUGGGAGCACGGCCCGGUCACGCACAAGGGAAUGGACUACCGCCUCACAGGCAAGCCUGAUUACACGGUCUGGUAUGGUGAGACCGAGACGAUGGCUGCAAGCCUCGUCGUUGUGGAGGCCAAGACAGAGAUGCAGGCAGAUUCUGGCAUCGGCAAGUGUGUUGGCUAUAUGCGCAUGGUUUAG